Messenger RNA from Andrographis paniculata, 1353 nucleotides. Its product is annotated as heavy metal-associated isoprenylated plant protein 7-like. The transcript has 5 exons. Bases 95 to 1099 code for a protein of 334 amino acids. The record is from RefSeq and is a predicted model, not a curated record. NCBI's taxonomy places the organism in Eukaryota, Viridiplantae, Streptophyta, Magnoliopsida, Lamiales, Acanthaceae. Gene Ontology annotation, molecular function: metal ion binding.
CACGUCGUCCCCCGGGUUAUAAACUAAACUCAUCUCGCCACUUCUCUUCUCUCACUGCCCUGCAGACGCACAAGCCUAAACAAGGAAAAGCUCCAUGGGAGAGGAGGAGAAGAGGCCGGAGGAGGAGGAGCAGGAGAAGAAGAAAACAGAGCAAUCCGACGUCAAGGCGGAGGAUGGGAAGAAGGAAGCAGAGGCGAAACUCGAAGAGUGCAAGGAGACUAAAGAGCCACCGCCAGAAAUUGUUCUGAAAGUUUACAUGCAUUGCGAAGGCUGCGCUAGGAAAGUUCGUCGACACCUCAAAGGCUUCCAAGGAGUCGAAGAUGUGAUAACGGAUUGCAAGGAAAGUAAGGUGGUUGUGAAAGGGGAAAAAGCAGAUCCGCUCAAGGUUUUGGAGCGAAUUCAGAGGAAGAGCCACCGCCAAGUGGAGCUCAUAUCUCCAAUCCCUAAACCUCCGACUGAAGAUCCGCCGCCUGCUGAAGAAAAACCAAUUGCCAAAGUAGAAGACAAAAAAGUUGAGCUUCCAGUGAUAACAGUGGUUUUGAGAAUAUACAUGCAUUGUGAAGCUUGUGCACUGGGAAUCAAAAAACGCAUUCAGAGAAUGAAAGGGGUUGAAAACGCAGAGCCGGAGCUGAAGAGUUCAGAGGUGACUGUAAAAGGCGCCUUCGAAGCCGAGAAACUCGCCGAUUACGUUUACCGGAGAACGGGAAAGCACGCGACGAUCGUCAAGGUUGAGCCGGAGAAGAAAGAGGAGGAGGAGGAGGAGAAAGGGAAAGAGGAGAAGAAAGCAGUUGCAGAAGGGGAAGGGGCAGGAGAAGGAGAACAAAAAUCAGAAGCAGGGAAUAAAAGUGAAGAUUCCGGCGGCGAUAAAGAAAACAAGGAAUCCGGCGGCGGCGACCCUCCUCCGGCGGAGAUGAAGCUGGAAAUCAAAAGAAACGAUUAUUAUUACCCGGCUUACUUCUACCCACAGAACCACCUCCAGAUGAAUAAUUAUCCUCCGCAGGGAUUUGUCCAAGAACAUUAUUAUUAUGCAGCAGAUCCACGGAUCGUGAGCCCUCAGAUCUUCAGCGAUGAGAAUCCAAAUGCAUGUUCCGUAAUGUAAAUGUGGAGGAAUCUGAGGGCAGAGUCGGGAAGAACUUGGAAGGACAACUCGGUAAUUUCAACUCCUACUGUAUCAGUAUGUAUCCUGUACUGUAGCAUGUUCGUGUUUGCGUGCGAGUGUAAAAAACAAAAGGGAAAAGAAAAAGGAAAGUUAUCUGGAAUUUUGUGAGCCCUUUUGGAUCCUUUUGUUUAUUGUACUAAUAUCUAUCUCACUCACUCACUGUGGAUUGGAUGAAUAAAAUAUUUUUCACAAUU